AGGAUGGCUACAGCUCCCCCGAGUUACUGUUUUGUGGCCUUCCCCCCUUGCUCUAAAGAGGGGCUGGUGGUGUUUGGGAAGAACUCUGCGCGGCCCAGGGAUGAGGUGCAGGAGGUUGUCUACUUUGCUGCUGCGGCUCAUGAUCCGGGAAGUAAAGUUGAGUGCACGUACAUUGAGAUCGAGCAGGCGCCGCGGACGCACGCCGUGGUGCUGAGCCGGCCCUCCUGGCUCUGGGGCGCCGAAAUGGGAGCUAACGAGCACGGAGUGUGUGUCGCUAACGAAGCCGUCGUGACCAGAGAGCCGGCUGCCGAAUCCGAAGCCCUGCUUGGAAUGGAUCUUGUCAGACUUGGCCUAGAAAGAGGUGCAACAGCUAAAGAAGCACUGGAUGUAAUUGUGGCUUUGCUGGAGGAGCAUGGACAAGGUGGAAAUUACUACGAAGAUGGGAAUUCAUGCCAUACUUUCCAAAGUGCAUUCCUGAUCGUGGACAGAAAAGAAGCCUGGAUAUUAGAGACUUCUGGGAAGUACUGGGCAGCAGAAAAAAUCACAGAGGGGGUGAAAUGCAUUUGCAAUCAGCUUUCAUUAACUACAAAAAUUGAUGCUGAGCAUCCUGAACUGAGGAAUUACGUGAGAAGUCAAGGCUGGUGGAACGGAGACACAGACUUCAAUUUUUCUGAAGUGUUCUCUCGGGCCGAUGACCAUGUAACCUGCUGCUCUGGCAGGGAGAGCCUAGAAAAACGAGGUGGUGACAUUUCUGCACAGACCAUGAUUGACGUGCUGCGUGACAAGGAGAGCGUGUCUGCGUGCCUCACCACAGCAAGCUUCGUGUCCGUGCUGCCGCAGGACCCCAGCUCUCCGGGUGUUCACUACUUCACUGGCACGCCGGACCCUUCACGGUCCAUAUUUAAACCCUUUAUUUUUGUCGAUGAUGUCAAAUUAGUACCAAAAGUGCAGUCUCCUUCUUUUGGUGACCAUGAUCCUGCUAAAAAAAUACCUCGAUUCCAGGAGAAGCCCGACCGCAGGCAUGAAUUGUACAAGGCCCAUGAGCGGGUCCGCUCUGUCCUGGAGAGUGACCAGGAUAAAGGCCAGAAUCUGAUGAGGAUUAUGUUAGAGCUUGAAAAACAAGGCUUGGAAGCGAUGGAAGAUAUUCUUACUCGUGCAGAGAUUCUGGAUGCUGCUGAAGUAGUGGAUCUUUUCUAUGACUGUGUUGACACAGAGCUUAAGUUCUUCAAAUGAACCACACUGGAUACUGUUAGCCUUUUCACAGGAAGACUGCAAAGUUCUUCAAACCUGAAAGAAAGUCUUCACGUUCGUGAACUUGCAGGAGAAAAAAAAAAACAUUUCUAGAGGGAAAAAAAGUUCCUUGAUAGCUGUAUCUGGUUAACAAAUUGCUUUUCUUUGUCCAAUUAUGUGAUGUUUCUGUUUGUGUGUGUGUAUAGUGAAAGGAGAAAGUCACUGACUGGUCCAAUUACUGUGUGCAUGCUGGCUAAUUUAGUACAGAAUGUCUAAAUAUGUAUGUUGGGCAACCAAUUAAAGCAAAGAUUAACUUCA
Tinamus guttatus (white-throated tinamou) is the source of this 1548-nucleotide messenger RNA. The record is from RefSeq and is a predicted model, not a curated record. NCBI's taxonomy places the organism in Eukaryota, Metazoa, Chordata, Aves, Tinamiformes, Tinamidae.